CAAACAGUCUCGUGCAAUGUGAUUUGUAUUGUAAUUUGUACAUCCAAGCGACACGUCAAUCAUGGAUAUCACCACCGCCAAUACUGCGGAAACUGUUCUGCGAUGCCCUCAGUGUCGCAAGCCCUUUGACAACCCUUCCAGCCUGAAGAGGCAUGGGUAUUACUGUCGCACACGCAAGCCCAUCGACAGAGCUUCCAGAGUGCAUUCCUGCCUCGCCUGCGUGAGCUCCAAAGUCCGGUGCGACAGGAAGCGGCCUACGUGCUCGCGGUGUCUGGACAAGGGCGCCAGGUGUACCUACACGGGCAAACCUCUCAGAGAAAGCACUCGGCAGGAGGAAUCUCGCGAUUCUCUGCUGCCAAACUCGGUCGGGUCGCCGAGCUCAGAGUCGUCGUUGCACCCGGAUGCAGGCCCCGACGAGGCUGGCAACGCUACCGAGCUCGGCAGUCCAAUCCUGAUCGACUUUGAUGCCGGAUAUUCAGCCGCGUUGAACUGGGAUGAUACUUCCCAGGACGACUUUGCCGAGCUUGCUUCCCCAUCAGCUACAGGCCCCGACGUUGCUACUAUAAUGCCCUUUUCGUCUGCAAAGGACGCCAUCUCAGCCCCUGCUUUCCAAUCGUACAACACUCUUCAUCUCCCUGAAUUUCUUCUGAACACUCUGCCGGACAACACCAUGUCGAUACCAAGAACGCUGAGCACUGUUGCGACCAAUGACCGCUCUCUCAUCCACCGACCGACAAAGCUGAAGCCGGGCUCCCAGAGGGCAGCAAGCCUGAUCCGGCAUACCCUCAAGUCCUAUGCGGUCAUGAUGCUGCGCGACAACGCACUUCCGCCGUUCAUACAUCCCGGGACGACAAGUCUCCUCACCCACCCGGAUACGCGGGAGGACUUGGAGCCGCUGCAUAACUGCAUCAGCCUGCUGCCCAUGCUCUGCAGUCAGGACGGACUUCGCAGGUCGAACAGAACUUUGUUUUGGAGGAACGUGCGGAUGGAGUGUGAGCGUCUCUGCUCGCAGUUCUCCACACUGUCGCCUCUCGCCAUCGUCAGCGCCAUGCAGGCUCUUUCGAUAUAUAUCAUCGUGCGUGCCGACGAGUGUGACGCCGGCGCGGCGGGAGGAGAGGACAAUGAUAAUAUCGACAGCCUUUUGAUCAUGGCGGUUGUAAUCAUGUCCAAGGGCCUGGGCAAUGCCAAGUUCGCAGACGUUGACGGCCCUGAGCUGGGCGGUUCCGCAUCUGCAGAUAGCCUGGAAGCAGCAUGGCGGCGCUGGGUCCUGGUCGAGUCUGCGCGAAGACUUUGCACGCUCUACCAAGUCGUAAACAUGGUCACAAUCUUCGAGCCCGCGAAACGCUGUGAUCUCUCGCGAGAAGGGUUGGUUCUUUCCCUACUUCCGGCGAGCAAGCAGCUCUGGGAGGCCGGCGACGCAAGGCAGUGGAUGUCGGAAAGGUUGAAGAUGACCAUGAAGACGGGGUCGCGCGGCGCCAUAGAGUACGGUAUAGCGCUGAACGGCGACCUGGUCAACCUCUCCUCGGGGGCGGCUCUUUCGAGGAGCGACGAUCGUGAGAGCGAAGCUGGAGCGAGAAGAUGGCCCAAGGCAGAUUGGGAGGAGUGGCUCGCGGGCAUGGACGGCUUUGGAGGGCUGGUCACGCUUGCGGCUUCCAUGGCAGGAUAGGGCACGAGGGCACACGUAUACUUAAUUACCUAGAUACCCCGGGUAGGCAAUCAAUCUGGUUGGCAGCCA
Molecule: messenger RNA, 1735 nt
Organism: Microdochium trichocladiopsis
Lineage: Eukaryota; Fungi; Ascomycota; Sordariomycetes; Xylariales; Microdochiaceae
Exons: 5
Coding region: 62-1666 (534 amino acids)
Biological process (GO): regulation of DNA-templated transcription
Molecular function (GO): zinc ion binding; DNA-binding transcription factor activity, RNA polymerase II-specific
Source: RefSeq, a predicted model, not a curated record